Frieseomelitta varia is the source of this 3388-nucleotide messenger RNA. RefSeq lists its product as uncharacterized. Lineage: Eukaryota; Metazoa; Arthropoda; Insecta; Hymenoptera; Apidae. Gene Ontology annotation, biological process: cell population proliferation; DNA damage response; positive regulation of protein phosphorylation. The record is from RefSeq and is a predicted model, not a curated record. Bases 298 to 3144 code for a protein of 948 amino acids. Gene Ontology annotation, molecular function: protein binding. Gene Ontology annotation, cellular component: nucleus. The transcript is spliced from 10 exons.
AAAACAGAUCUUUAUUCCAGGUUCAUACAAGCGUUUGGUUAUCUACAAAUCGUUCAAGGAAUCAAAUCUUUAUUUACACGUUCAGUUUUUGAGCUGUAGAACGCAAAAAAUAUGUGAAUGUUAAGAACAGAAGCUUGCUGUUCCAAGCAAUAAGCGAUAACAUCGUGCGCGUAUUUUGACACUAUCAGCAGACAAAAAAGCAUGAAACUAAAGUAGAGAAAAAGAAAAAAUAUAUAUAUCUAUGUACUUGUAUUGCAUCUAUCGUACAAAUAUACAAAAAUUUAAUACGAAAACAUAAUGUCAUCAUCAGAUAAUAGUAAAAAAUUAUCCGAAGUUUUAGAGUUAUUUCUAUUGCCUAAAUACAACAUCGUCUCUGUUACUUACCUCGAUCUUCUACUGUCUCACAUCUCCGAUGAUAUUAAAGAGUGUAAUGCAAAUAAUUAUGAGAGUUGCGAACUAUUUCAAAAAUGGGUGUUAAAAGCACUAAACACUUGGAAUACCGAGUGCCUUCCUUCUCAACCUAUAAUUACAUUUACAUUGAAACUUGUAGGAUUAGUUUCACACAAUGAAUUAAGAUUUCAUUAUUGGCAAUUUAAGAAUGUAUACAAUAAAUUAUGUGAUAUUUUUAAUCUGCAUAAAGAUGACUUACCAGUGUCUAUCAAAAUGGCUUAUAUCACAAUGUUAAUCACUUUGAUCAAACACAAAAGUGGUAGACAAUGGAUAAUAGAUUCUAGUGCUUGGAAAGAUGUUGUAAAGUAUGCUCAUUGGAAUCACACGUUAUAUGUCACUCAUGAAAGUCAUAGAUUUUUAUGGCUUUUGCUCUUACAUGAACAACAAAAUGUUGAUUUUUGUAAAGAAGUUAUUUUGACAAUGAGUGCACCAUUGAUGACUAAUACUAUUGAGUCUCAUACACAUCAAGUGCUGCAAGAUAAUUAUUUAGAAGAAAAUAAAUUAUUAUGUACGACAUUAGAUUUGUUAACGAACAUCAUUGAGAAUACAUUGUUUGCAAAUAUGGAUAAUACGAUACCUGAGCUGUGUCAAGAAAUCAUUGAUUUAGAAAUGAGGAUAAAAGCACUAUUUGAAGCAUGCAUUAGUACAAAAGUUUUGUCACAUAUUCAUAAGCUAUUUAUUUUAUGUUUGUUCAUCCCACUUAAAAGAUUCAUCAGAGAAGGAAAGAAAAUAGAAGUUGAAACAAAGCAAAAGUUCUUCACUGAUUUGAAUUAUAUAUUUUUAAUGCUUCUAUCUAAAGUAUACAUAGUAGAAUUAAUAAAGACAAACAAAUUUUUAAUGAUAUUUUGGAAGAAGUUACAAUCAUUGCAAGAAUUUUCUUUCAAUUAUGAACAUAAGUUUGAACUUCAGAUUAUAAUUAUAAUGAUUGUGCCUGUGAGUUUAUGUAUUAAACAUACAUAUAAAGAUUCUGAUAUUUUUGAUAUGUUUGUUUCUAAGAUGUUUGAUGUAACGUGUGUACCUAUACAAAGGUUGGGAUACAACAUAAGAGAUGUUGUACUUAAAAAUCAUGUACCUUUAGCACAGAUUGCAAAAAUAAAUAUUGACUUGCUCAUAGAAAUAACAGAUAUCAUGGAUAGGGAUAUUGCAGUUAUUGUAUUUCAAGCACUGUGUCACGUAUUAAAAAAUUGUGUGCCAGAUACAUGCAGUGAAACUCUAGAUAAUAUGACUAAUGCAAUACAUUUGGAAAAUGUAUCAAGAAAACAAAUACAUAAAUUUCCCUUAGAAGGAGAUCCUAUAGUUGAUCAUCCUACAUUAUUAUUAUCACUUCUAAAUGGUUUAGCAAUCAUGACAGAAAAGUUUAAAUUAAAAUGGCAAGAAUGUGUAGAAACUAUAUGCUUAUUGUCAUUAGGUCAAGAAAUUUUAAAUCAUUCUGGAACAUUACCUAUAAUUUGCGUGAAAGCUCUAGAAAUAUGUAAGUUAGCAAUCCAGAAUUUUAUGUCACCCAAUUUAGUACUGUUAACUGAAACAGAUAGUCAUAUGAAAGAGAUUGGACCAACAUUGUUUAAAAGAUUACAUGAUGUAAAUUGGGAAGUAAGGGAUAGUGUAUUGGAAACCUUAAAUACUAUAGCUGUAAUCUCAGAGGAUAAAUAUCCAACAUUCCAAGAAUAUUUGUUGGCAAAUGAGUUUUUACAACUGGCAGUUGAAAUUGCUAAGACAGAUAGUGAAAGCUAUGUUCGGGCAUCUGCUUUAGUAUUUCUUUCGACAACUGUUCGUAUAAAUAAAUUGUGGGAAGAAAAAUUGUCGCAAUUCGAUUUACCAAAUACUGCAAUAAUUCUGCUCAACAAUGAGAGCGAGGGCAUAGUCAGAAAGGAAGCGGUAAUUUUAUUGAAGGAGUUAUAUGUACAUCGUAAAUGGCCAAAAAAUAUCAUUGAUUCAAUGAUAUUGGCAAUGGCAAAAACUGCUGUGCUUGAUCUUCAUUGGGAAGUAAAGAUAAACGCUCUCGAAUAUUGGAAUCAUGUUAUAACCUCGCAUUUAUCUGAUCAAGGUGUACUUGAUGGUCAUUUCCCGAAAGUAACAUUUUCAAAAGAAAACAGGAAAAUUGUAUCUUUAAAUGAAACUGAGAUAAAACGAAGGCUUAAUAAAGCAUUAGAUGAAUUAGCAAAACAAAAUUGCUUGGGUGUCCUUUUGGUUACUUUAGAAGAUAGCGAUUUUGAAGUGUGCAAAAUGUCGGCAGCUAUAAUAAACAAAUUAAAAACAUUCCUUCUAAAGUACAAACUUAACGAACCUUUACCAGCGUUGCCUUUACCCAAAGACAGUGCUACCUUUGAUGCCUCUUACAUUAAAUACGAGUCACCGACUAAUGAUGCAAGUUCCAAUUGCGAGAUGCUCAAUAAUUCUAAUAAUGUGAUCGAAGAAAUUCUAGACGUUAAUGAUGCAAGUCUACUUGCUUCUAUUUACAACAAUUCUACGAACGUCGAUAGUAAACCGCAAAAAUCAGAGAAGAAAACAUUUCAAUAUAUUUCUUGUGUGACUAGGCAAAUUUUUCUUCAAAAAAUUUUUGAUAUGAAUAUUGAUGCAUAUAUUGAAGAGAAAGAUCGGUGGCUAGCUACAUAUACCACAAGUUUUGAGUCAGUGUUGGAUGAUAUAUUAACGAUGUACAAAAAGGAAGAUGUUAAUUCAAUGGACUGUUAUUAAUUGAGUAUAAAUUACUUAAAAAUUUAGAUUUUAUUUCUAUACAAGUACAAGUGUGGUAUCCAGUUUUCUGAAUUUAUAAAAAAGUUAAGAUUUUGCGGGAUACAUCACAUCAUAAUCAAAACAAGAUUAUAUCACGAAUUUUGUAAUUCACAAAAUUUUAUUACAAGUACAUUUACGUCUUACAUAGAAAAAUUUACAAUAUACUUUCUGAUAAGAUUUGAGUAAUAAAAAUAAAACGAAUUUU